AUGUAUGCUCUGACUGGUAGUACUGAGGGUGACUGUUACCUGUGUGUGCCCCCUGACCCUGGUAUAGCGGCUGCUGCUCUAGGUGCUAGUGAGUCUGCUCUCUCUGGUACUGCGCCUGCUGAGGCCUUGCACACCUUCACCCUUGACUCAAGUGCUUCACGCUGCUUCUUUCGCGACAACACUACUGUCACACCACUCCCUGCACCUGUUGCAGUCUCUCUGGCUGACCCCUCAGGGGGCCCAGUCCUUGCACGUUCCUCCACUGUUCUUCCGUGUCCGGCGGUUCCGUCUGGCUCACUGACAGGCCUUCACCUCCCCUCGUUAUCUACGAACUUUGUGAGUAACGCCAUCCUUCAGGAUGCUUGGGUUGAAACACUUACCCCUGGAGGACAGCGUCUGGCGAUCUGCACGUAUGCAUGGACGGGCCGUCACCUAGCCAUGUUCACCCGUCGGCCUGGGUCGAGCCUAUACACACUAACUACUGAGCCUUCGGACGUAGAUGCGUCUGGUCAGGUGUCCGCGCCCGGUCAGGUAGCAGCCCCCUGCUCGUGUCGCCAGCUCUCACACCAAAUUGUCCUCUGGCACCACCGUCUUGGUCACCCCUCCCUGCUACGACUCCGUAGCAUGCACUCCCGCCUCCUUGUCUCUGGCCUUCCCAGGUCUCUGCCCCCCCUCCCGCGCUCGCCUGCCCCGCCCUGCCUUCCUUGCGUCGAGGGGCGGCAGCACGCCGCUCCUCACUCCUCCUCGUUCCCUCCUACAGAGGCUCCUCUGCAGACUCUCCACAUGGACGUGUGGGGCCCAGCCCGCGUCCAGGGACAGGGCCGCGAGAGGUAUUUCCUGCUGGUUGUCGACGACUACACGCGUUACACUACGGUCUUCCCCUUGCGCAGCAAGGGGGAGGUCCCUGAUGUCUUGAUCCCUUGGAUCCGCGCUGUCCGUCUCCAGCUCCACGAGCGGUUUCACACGAACCUUCUUGUCCUGUGUCUGCACUCUGACAGAGGUGGCUCUCGUGCCUUUGUCCGCGAUACCUCCGCGGACAAGCUCUCCUCCCGCACCAUUCCCUGUGUCUUCCUUGGCUUCCCCCCUGAUGCGCCUGGCUGGCAGUUUUACCACCCCACCUCGCGACGUGUUCUGUCUUCUCAGGACGUCACGUUUGACGAGUCGGUUCCCUUUUACCAUCUCUUCCCCUACCGCACUGCCCUUCCCUCCUCCCCCCCCCCCCCCGCCGCUCUUCCUCGCUCUAGGUCCCCCUCCGGUAGAUCUUCUCCCCCCUCAGGGUCCUGCUCCUUCAGCCUGGGGGUGCUGAGCCUGAGCGUGCGGAGCCUGGGGGUGCUGAGCCUACGGGUGAGGAGCCUUGGGGUGCUGAGCGUGAGCGUACGGAGCCUGGGGGUGCUGAGCCUGAGCGUGUGGAGCCUGGGGGUGCUGAGCAUGCGGGUACUGAGCCUGAGCGUGUGGAGCCUGGGGUUGCUGAGUCUGGGGGUGCUGCGCCUAGGGGUACUGCUUCUCCACCCCGAGAGCCUCUCUCGCUGCGCGAGUGGUACGCUCAGCAGCUCCGCUUUCAAAGUGGCGCUGCUGGAGCUGGAGGCGCUGGAGCUGCUAAUCAUGGAGGUGCUCGUACUGGAGGUACUGGAGCUGCCGGAGCUGGUGGUGCUGCCAGUACUGGGUGAUGCUGGCACUGUUGGUCCCGGAGGUGCUCGUACUGGAGGUACUAGAAGUGCUCUCUCACCACAGCAGCUGCACAAGUGGUACGCUCAGCGCUGCCGCCUUCGGAGUGGCGUUGCUCUAGCUGGAGGCGAUGCGGCUGGAGGCGCUGGAGCUGGAGGCGCUGGCGCUGGAGGCACUGGGGCUGGCGGCCUUGGAGCUGGAGCUGCUGGUCCUAGAGGUGCUAACACUGGAGGUACUGGAGCUGUCGAAGCUGGUGGUGCUGCUGGUGCUAGAGGUGCUGGUGGUACUAGCAUUGCUGGUCCCGGAGGUGCUCGUACUGGAGGUGCUGGAGCUGCCGGAGCUAGUGGUGCUGCGGGCUCUGGAGUUGGAGGCGCUGGAGCUGGAGGCGCUGGAGCUGGAGGUACUGGAGCUGGAGGCGCUGGAGCUAGAGGCGCUGGCGCUGGAGGUUCUGGAGCUGCUGGAGGCGCUGGAGCUGCUGGUACUGGAGGUGCUGGUGCUGGUGGUACUGGUGCUGGUGGUACUGCACAACCGCGACUUAUCUUCGCUCCACCGUCGCCGUCGUCUCUGCCACUGCCUGACUCGGUAAUUCGCCAGGUUCUUAGCCUUCCGUCUUCUACUGGCCUCCCGUUACAGCCAGGCUCCCCACUACCUGCUCCUUCUCCUUACACUGAGCAGAUAGACUCGCUUACAGAGCGUUGUGAGCCUGCGUCUCGUCCCGCCUCACCUGUUCGCGCUGUUCGCACUGGUCGUCGUGUUCCUCGUCAGCGUCCUCCUCCUUUCCGUGAUACUCACACUAUGACACUUCGUCCUUCCUAUGUUCCACAUCGUGUCCCUCUACCGUCUCCUUGUGAGUCCUCUCUUCCGCACGUUCCGGACCCUGAGUCUGACCUGGUUCGUGCUGCCAGCCAAACUGUCACGCGUCUCCUAGCCACUAUUGUCACUGACCCUUCGUUUGAGUCCACUGCUGCGUCUGCCUUAGUUGCUGAGCUUGUUGACUUUGCUGCUGCUUGUCGUCUCGACUACGCCGCUAGUCUUGUUGCUGAAUCUGAGUCUGUCUGUCCUCCGUCCGUCGAGGGUGAGUGUGCUCUUGGCACGGACGUCCUUGAGGACAGUCAGGAGGAUUUUGAGUGUCUUGCAGCUGUUGUACCUCAUCUCGUGGCCAUGCUGCUUGCACCUGAGGGAGACUCGGAUGCACUGGACAUCCCGACCCGCGCUCUUACUCAGAAGCGAUUACAGGUCCCUACUCCUCUCAGUGGCAGGCAGCCAUGGAUGCAGAGAUGGCAUCCUGGAAGUCCACAGGCACUUACGUUGACGCAGUUCCCCCUCCUAGGGCGAACAUAG
Messenger RNA from Closterium sp. Yama58-4, 3006 nucleotides. The record is from the annotation of a GenBank genome assembly. NCBI's taxonomy places the organism in Eukaryota, Viridiplantae, Streptophyta, Zygnematophyceae, Desmidiales, Closteriaceae.